AUGCGGAACAGGUAUGAAAAGCAAAAAAAUUAUACUGACGACAACGAAAUAGAACGCCUAUCUUCAUCUCCACCUCCUGCAGCACCAUCUUCGUCUUCAUCUUCAGACGUAGCUGGAGGUGCCUAUUUACCGUUGCCAUUCGCUUUGGUGUGGGAGGACAAGGCAGAUUUUUUGCGGUUGGUCCAUCGUGUGGAAGAGUCCCUUCGUCCUCCGCUUGAUUUGCAUGACAGCCACAUCGAUCGGGAACGCGAGAAUGUGGAAACGACAUCGACGAAGACGAAAAUCACAAACAUCGGUGGAAAAAACUCAGGAAUUCAACCGUUCUGGCACACCAGUUUCAUACAGUAUCGUGGUUUAGCGCGUUCUCGUUUGGAACCUGACGUUUUCGUCGGCAGUGGCGAGUUUCAAGUACAAGUCAACCAAGUGGACAGACAACCACAUCCACAACCACAAGACGAAAUAGCAGCGAAAUCUACCUCAAGGACCUCAUCCUCAGCCACCUCCUCAUCAAAUAGACGUAUUGCGUGGCCAGUGGGAUAUGCUACACACUACAUUGGGAAGUGGAACGUAAUGCCGACGAAAAGAUUUUUUGAUUUCAUCUGCCAUGAAGGAGAACGAUUAGCAGACAACGACGCCAAAGCCAAUGAAGAACGUCGAUCAUCUGUCGAAAACCACAGUGACGAGAGAGAUGUCGCGUCUCAAAACGGAGACAAUGGGAACAAUCCCCAAUCGCCUGAUGCUCGGCAGAGUCCACGCGAAGCGGUUGAAAAGGUGCGUCCUCCACCUGAAUUUUCGCCACCGGUUCCGCUUAACCGGGGCUGGCGCGGAGCGGAAGGCUACUGGGACCAACUUGGCUCGUGAGGGCGCAGGGAGUGGGAGACGACAGCGAGCUCCCCUCUACACAUGCUUUCGAGGAAGUGUCGCUUUUAUUAAGGCCUACCCCGAAUCAUCUGACCUAGGUGCGUGGUAAGAAGCGUUUUUGUCGGAUUUUUCAACGGAAAGAGACUGCAAAGAUGCCUUUCAAGAUGAAUAUAGGCCGCAAGGUCUAUUCUCAUAUAUUGAUGGCGCUGGACCUGGAGCGCGACGUUUAUCAGAAUUUCACUCAUGUGGCAUGUUGAUGUUGCAUUUGGGCUGCAGCUUCCUAGGUCCUAAGUUGUUGAGAGAAGUAGGGCAAGUGGAAGGGGGCAUUGGGUAUAGGUUGAGCUUACGGUCGCAAGGAACCGGACUAGAAAGCCUCCCGCCCCUCUAUAUCUACCCCCGUAACCUAUAUUUUUGCACGCUUUUUUAAUACACCCAGAAUCCGCUAAAACUCCCCAAAACAGUAUUGCCCGUCUGGUCUAAUGGCAGGGCACCCGGUUGUUCACGCUCCAUCGUUAGAGGAAUCUCUACUAGGUGGAAGGGAAGGUCACCCAGGGCCGUUGGCUGAAGGGUGCUGGCUGGGGGGUGCGGGUUCGACUCCCGUGGCGGGCGGCCUAUUUGCCCCCAAGAAGCGGGGCCGUUCGCCGUGUUUGAUAGUUCCCUGCAUGGGCGUUACAUCCAUAGAAUCUUGUCUUAUCCUCUUCCAGCAUAUGACGAACGAUCGCUAUUAUAUUCCAUAAGUCGGGCCAACAAUCUAAGCUGGCCAAUUCGUUUCUAAAUCAAAUACAAAUGACAAAUUCAAAAUUAAUAUCGCAAGCCCAAAAAUAACGCCAUGGCCUCGGUCAUGGCCUUGGAACGGUCUCGCUUUACCUGACGAUCUUCAUGACGGAUCCAACAAAACAAAGAUAUUGUUAUUCAAGAACCAGUACCUGUAUCUGAGUAUCAGACGUGCUGCAAUUGCACACGCUUCAAACCACGCAUCAGAAGCC
Molecule: messenger RNA, 1847 nt
Organism: Amoebophrya sp. A25
Lineage: Eukaryota; Dinophyceae; Syndiniales; Amoebophryaceae
Source: the annotation of a GenBank genome assembly